CAGGACGCGAAGCUGGUGCCGCUCGUCGCCCACGCCCAGCGCGUGGCCUCCGUGCAGUUCCAGCAGGACCUCAUAGGCAGGGUCAGCAAGCGGAGCGGGCUGCGGCUGACGCUCCUGUCCGAGGGCGGGAAGAAGGUCAAGACCGUCCUUGGCUACACCGUCUACCGCUUCCGGCCGCGCGUCAUGGUUGUCCUGCAGGUCGGCGUCGCCAGCGAGCACAGGGGCCAGGGUUGCCGCAAGCAGCUGGCGAAGUGGCUGGUCAGGCACGCGAAGCAGGCCAGCAUGGAGAUGGUCUUGGUUAACAGCCCCAGAGAGAUGGUCCAGUUCUACCAGCAGUGCGGCUUCCGCCCGCGCCCCGCGGGCGACGCUGAGCAGGACGAGGAGCGCGAGAACCCAGGUCAUGCUGGAGUACCGGCUCCGCAAGCCGGCGCCGAAGGCGCCGAAGGUGCCCGCUGCGUCCGCGUCCAUGUCGCGCGCCGGCCUCUCGCGGAAGCUCUUCGAGCUGUGCGACCUGGACGGCGACGGCGCGCUGAGCGCCCAGGAGAUGGAGCGCUUCGCGCGGCUGACCGGCUUCGACGGGCCGAGCGAGGACUGGGAGAGCGAGUACAAGGAGCUGUGUGCCGACAACUCCAGGACCGAGCGUCGCGCAGGGCGUGGACGCGCCCCUCUUGCUGCAGCUCGUGGACGACGACUCUGAAGGAGGAGGCUGCUACUGCACGGACGACGAGCUGCGGGAGAUGGUGGCCACGCUGGACCGAGGCGGAGGCGCGGGCGCGGGCCCCCGCGGCGUCCUCCGUGCCCGCCUCCGCGCCGCCGCCACGGAUCGACCUCAUCAGCGCGGUCUUCCAGGCCUGCGACCGUGACCGCGACCGGCGUCUCAACCUGCAGGACCACCGAGCUGCGCGCCUUCGCGACGCAGACGGGCUUCGAGGGCGACGACGCCGAGUGGGAGGAGGAGUACCUUCUGCUAUGUCCCGAAGGCGGCGGGGUGAGCUUCGACAGGUUUGUGGAGCUGGUUAACGACGAGUCGGAUGACGGCUGCCACUGCACCGACGAGGAGCCUGCGGGACAUGCUGCCCGUGCUGCGGGCCGCCGCCGCGGCGGCGGCGCCGGCCCCGCCGGCCCCGCCGCCGCGGGAGGCGCGCGGCCUCGUGCC
Molecule: messenger RNA, 1156 nt
Organism: Prorocentrum cordatum
Lineage: Eukaryota; Dinophyceae; Prorocentrales; Prorocentraceae
Source: the annotation of a GenBank genome assembly